GUCGUUGCACGGUAACCGUAACCUGAAAUUACAACAUUUCGAUCUGCUUCGGUGUGUAUCCGCGCGGCCGCGCAGGCAGAUUGUCACGGUAUGGCUGAUAUGGGCCUAAGUUUAGAUGACAUAAUUAAAAAGUCCAAGUCACCAGGAAUGCGAGGCAGAGGAGGGAUCCGCAGGGGCGUCGGCAGAGGGGCACGGGCAAACGGCUUUAUAAGAGGACGCGGCGGCUCGCACAUGGUAACAGACGCGCGGUUCAAGAUAAUCCAGAAGAACCGGGAGAAACUGACCGACGCCAGGGACAAACUAGCGGAGAUAGCGAAGCAAAGUGAUGCCAGGCUCAAGUUGGACAAGAUCCGCGCGUCCCAGUACAAGAAGAUAGACGCUCAGCUACCGGGGAUAUCGCGCAAGACCGGCAGAAACGGCAGGCUUUCGUUGUCGACCAACAAAGCACCAGCUGCGAUGUCGCACGUAACAAUGCCGCCGAACGUGUCGAACAAUUACAUACCACAGGUAGUGGUGAGCUACAGGCCGCCUCCCAUGUCCGAGCCGCAUUACUUGGGCGAUAUGAACAUAGAUUACAAUGACGAUUAUUCAAUGGAGUCUCCUUCAUUGAGGAGAACUGUAAGUAACGAAUACGCUCCGACCCCACCGCCCCCACCUCCUGUGUUCAAUAUCAAGCCGAGUUCUCCUUACACCUGGGUGAAGCCGGCGAGCAGUAACGUAAUCAGAAUUUCGCCCCGGAAGUCCGACAUAGAGAGGGAGCGAGAGAGACAGAGAGAUUACAAAAUAAUGCCUUCAAUGAGAAAAACCGCUUCACCUCCAUACAAGGAAGACUGGAGCUUCGGUACCAAAUCGAGAACGAUCUUAGCCGAAGAGACGACGGACUCCAAGUAUUAUGAUUCCAGAAGCCUGCGGGAUGUAGGGAUCAAGUCGCGCCUGGACUCGUCUCCCAACAAGUCGAGAACCAUGGGUGUUCUCUCCCGGCCAAAGACGAGCUCCGGUUCAUCGGCGCAACCGGCGGGCUAUCGAAUCGUAGUGUCUAACUUGCAAGCGAACGUCACGCAAGAGGAUAUCAAGGAGCUGUUCGAAGACGUCGGGGAGCUGCUCGUGUCGAGAUUAGUGCGUCCAGGCACGGCGGAGGUGAUCUACAAGACUCUGAAGGACGCGACCAAGGCGGUCGAGACUUACCACAAUCGGCAGCUGGACGGCCAUCCUAUGAAAUGCCUUCUCGUUAAUCCACGGCCGAAGAAUAAUCCAACCGGGCCGGCCGUUCGUCCUCUCACGGAAUCGAGGCGCAGUGUCAGCUCGAGUUAUGUACAACCGAGUUUAGGAGCGGUGCAUCGCGCGUUAUUCGACGAUUCUUAAUCGUGCGCACCUCUUCGGAUAUAAAUCAAUACUGAUUUAAAUAAAAAGAACGUCAUGUAUAUCUAAUGGACCUCCCCUACACACACACACACACACACACACACACACGCACGCAUUAUAGGUUUAAAAAGAAAUUUACGAAACAGAGAGAAUAUAGGCAAAACUUGACUCGGGGCGACGGGGAACGCAACGACGGCUGUUUGCGUCGCGUGUGACGCUUACGCGUCCCCCCCGGAUCUCCAAACUUUAAUCGCAAUUGCAUCAAUAAAAUUGUACCAUUUAACUAUACUUCAUUCUAUAAUGAAACGCAGCCAGUACGUUCUGUGUGGAUCGACCAACACUAGAACGCUCGCGUAUUAGACUGUCAUUAUUUUUUAGGAACGUUUCUUUCCUUCAACAUCUUUUAUGUAUUUCUUCAAUUGUUGCUUCGUUAUCUCAGGCGUAUGAUGUAAACGUUUCCUUUCGUAACAAUAAUAAAUUGUAUACAUUUAUGCAACUGUAUGCACAACCUUA
This is a messenger RNA of Dinoponera quadriceps, 1875 nucleotides long. RefSeq names its product polymerase delta-interacting protein 3-like. Lineage: Eukaryota; Metazoa; Arthropoda; Insecta; Hymenoptera; Formicidae. The transcript has 7 exons. Bases 91 to 1362 code for a protein of 423 amino acids. Gene Ontology annotation, biological process: mRNA export from nucleus. Gene Ontology annotation, molecular function: mRNA binding. Gene Ontology annotation, cellular component: nucleus. The record is from RefSeq and is a predicted model, not a curated record.